Molecule: messenger RNA, 1248 nt
Organism: Didymosphaeria variabile
Lineage: Eukaryota; Fungi; Ascomycota; Dothideomycetes; Pleosporales; Didymosphaeriaceae
Exons: 1
Coding region: 1-1248 (415 amino acids)
Molecular function (GO): FAD binding
Source: RefSeq, a predicted model, not a curated record
AUGAUCCUCAUCAUCGGCGCUGGCAUGGCCGGCGUAACGCUAGCCCGCUACCUCUCCAGCAGAAACAUACCAUUUCGCGUCUUCGACCAGCAAGCGGAGUUCAAAAACCAAGGGUUUGGUUUGACGUUACGCGGUGAUACGAUCAGUAAACUACUUCCUUUAUUAAGCUUGAAAGAGCAGGAACUUGGUCCCGCCGUGGCUGUGGAUCGUAAAACUGGUAAGACGAACGCCUUCUUGGUAAAUGUAGUGACGGGGGAGAGAUUUGCGGCGGCAAGUUUCAAAGAGGGCGCGAGCACGAGGGACUUCAGGACGAAUAGGGAGAGGCUGCGGGGUGUGAUCAUGGGCGAUGUAGCCGGGAGUGUGGAGUACGGAUGCAAGUUGGUGUCGUUCAUGUUGACGACUUCUGGAGUGCGCGUGGUCUUCGAGAAUGGAGUCGAUGUGGAAGGUUCCGUGCUCGUCGCCGCAGACGGCGUGCACUCUUUCAUCCGCUCACGACUCCUCCCGCACUGCGUCCCGCAAGACUGGGACGGCGUCAUGUUAAAUGGUACAUGUCGCUUUCCGAUAACAGAAUGGAAUGCCAAGAUAGGACCGCAUAUUGGUGAUGCAGCCGUGUAUCCUGGGUUCGGUGAUCAAAAAGUUCUCGCGAUCACGAUUUACGACGCCGAUUGGGACCCUUACUCCGGAUAUGUGAAUGUGUCCUGGGGCUACUCGAGGAGGAGGAAGCAGGGCGACGAUCCGCUUUUCGUCAGGUACGCGGAACGGGGGUUCGAUAAGGCAAAGGCGCCGGAUGCUUUCUGGGACGAGAUUGCGGCGCUGCCUCCGAGGGAUCUGGUGGAACCAUUUCGAACGAUUUUUGAAGGUAUGAGAAAGCGUGGCGACAGAACUAUACACCAUCAGCUGGUUAGUUUGCUCGUUCCUAAGGAAGACCUCCUCUCUAAGCUGCAGUCCGAUAAAGUUGUCUUCAUAGGCGAUGCGGUACAUGACUGGAGUAACCAUGCUGGAACCGCGGCGAAUGCGGCGAUUCAAGAUGCGCUGGCGUUAGGAGAGGUGCUGCAGACGAAGGCGCAAUUGGGGGAAUAUUACGAAGACAGAUACCCUAGUUGGCUAGAGUCUUAUGAGAAGAAUGGGGAAGACUUCCAGGCGUUGCAUAGGCCGAUCAAAGAGUGGCGGGCGCUGCUAGAUGCGCAAGACGUGGAGCAGGAGAAGGCGGAGCUCAGGAUGAACGCUGCUCCUGCUGCACAGUUGUAA